AUGUUGUCUCGGCAAGUCCUCAACCGCGUGGCGAUCUCGCGGCUUUCCUCGGUCAAGGUCGACAUGAUGCCACACGGAGUCGCCUCUCUUGCUUUCAACGCGCCGCCAGUUAACACGCUGAACAAGCAGCUCCUCUCCGAUAUCAAAACAUCUGUCGAUCAAGUCGUGGCCGAUGGCGCGUCUGCUAUCGUCUUUAGCUCUGCCAAGCCAGGCGUUUUUAGCUCGGGCUUGGACAUCUUCUCGAUGUAUGGCAAAACAGACGACGAGCUUCGUGAAUUCUGGCAGCACGUCCAGGAUAUGUGGCUGUCCGUCUACAUGUGCCCCAUUCCUACUAUUGCUGCGAUCAAUGGCGCUUCUCCAGCUGGCGGCUGUCAAAUCGCCAUGUCAUGCGAUUACCGCAUCAUGGCCAAACACCCAAAAAUCGUCAUCGGCCUUAACGAGACCGCGCUCGGUAUCGUGGCCCCCACAUGGUUCGUGGAUACGAUGAUCAACACUAUCGGACAACGCGAAACGGAAUGGGCUCUCCAACUUGGCCAUCUUUAUUCUGGAGAACACGCUCUGAAAAUCGGCCUUGUGGAUGAGCUCGUCGAGCCAGACGACAUGAUGGAGCGAGUGAUUGAAAAUCUCAAGCUCUGGCUAAAAGUGCCACCGAAAGCGCGAGCGAUCACGAAGCAACUCCUGCGUCAGGAAACUGCCAAUAAACUGAUACGCAAUAAGGAACAAGACAUUGAAACCUUUGUCAAAUUGGUUUCUCAGCCGUCUGUCCAGAAAGAUCUUGGUCGAUAUAUCGAAAUGAUGAAAGCCAAAUCUAAGAAGUAG
Oikopleura dioica is the source of this 819-nucleotide messenger RNA. NCBI's taxonomy places the organism in Eukaryota, Metazoa, Chordata, Appendicularia, Copelata, Oikopleuridae. The record is from the annotation of a GenBank genome assembly.